AGCAGCCCGCGGGCGCCAGGCGGACGCAGUAGGACCGCGCCGCGAGGGCAGCAUGCCACGCUCCUUCCUGGUGAAAACGCACCCCGGCCACAGGGUACCCAACUACGGGCGGCUGGAGACCCAGAGAGAAACCGAUGGCACCUGUGCUGCCUGCAGGGGGCUGGUGGUACCCCUCCUCCUCCCAGACAAGGCGGCCCCUUCCACACCUGGUGACCCUGCCCCGCCCUGGGACUGCGCCUCCGUCAUUGCUCGGAUCUCCCUGCCCCUCUUGAGGAAUGAGGAAGCUCAGGGGGCCUCUGGGCCAGACCCCCUGGAAGUCAACCGGGCGGAGCCUCGGGCUGGCUGGGCCCCCAGCGUACCCCUCAAAGACAGCCUGAACCACCUCAACCUGCCCCCACUGCUGGUUCUGCCCGUGCGGUGGCCCCCGAUCCUGAGCACGGAUGGGGACCAGGCUCCAGACAGACUGCUGGGUGCUGAGCAGGUCCCCCACCCCCUAGGGGGCUUCCAGUGCUUCCGCUGCCUCAAGCCCUACCACACGCUGGCUGGGCUGGCCAGGCACCGGCAGCUGCACUGCCAGGAGCAGGCCCCACGCUGCUUCACCUGCAAGUACUGCGACAGGGAGUACGCCAGCCCGGGCGCCCUCAAGAUGCACGUCCGCACGCACACGCUGCCCUGCGUCUGCACCUUCUGCGGCAAGGCCUUCUCCAGGCCCUGGCUGCUGCAGGGCCACAUCCGGACCCACACAGGGGAGAAGCCGUACGCCUGCUCUCACUGCAGCAGGGCCUUCGCCGACCGCUCCAAUCUCCGGGCCCACUUGCAGACACACUCUGACACCAAGAAAUACCAGUGCAAGAGCUGCGCCAAGGCCUUCUCCCGCAUGUCGCUCCUGGUGCGGCACGAGGAGUCUGGCUGCUGCCCUGGCCCCUGAGCAGCGCCGGUUGGUGCAGGUAGGAGAGAC
Molecule: messenger RNA, 958 nt
Organism: Ceratotherium simum simum (southern white rhinoceros)
Lineage: Eukaryota; Metazoa; Chordata; Mammalia; Perissodactyla; Rhinocerotidae
Gene: SNAI3
Product: snail family transcriptional repressor 3
Biological process (GO): regulation of DNA-templated transcription
Molecular function (GO): RNA polymerase II cis-regulatory region sequence-specific DNA binding; DNA-binding transcription factor activity, RNA polymerase II-specific
Source: RefSeq, a predicted model, not a curated record